AUUCAUCCGUAUAUAUUAAUAAGUAAUUAGUAUAAUCACAAUGUGCGUAGGCCUUUAGCUAUAUGGUGUGCGGGGGUACGUUUAAAUAUCGUUAGUAAACAGCAACCCGCAGUGAGCUCGGCCAGUGCAGUGCAACGUCGCGGGCUCUGCGCAUGCGUGCAUCGCACACUAUACUCGUGCCUGCAGCCACAAGUUCCUCACGUCAAGAUGAAGCUGGAGGCCAGCCUCACCGCAGACAACAUCAACCAGAAGCUGCUGAGCAUCGAGUACGCGGUGCGCGGGCCCAUCCUGCAGCGCGCGCAGCAGAUCGAGAGGGAACUCCAGAAGGGAGUGCCGAAGCCGUUCCCGCGUGUGGUGCGCGCCAACAUCGGCGACUGCCACGCGCUCGGACAGAAACCCUUCACCUUCAUCAGACAGGUUCUGGCGCUGGCGGCGUGCCCCGAGAUGGCGAGCGCCGCCGUGCCCGAGGACGUGCAGCAGAGAGUCAGGGAGAUCCUCGAGGACUGCACGCAAGGCUCAGUGGGGGCCUACUCCCCGUCAGGCGGGCUGGCGCUGGUGCGGCGGCGCGUGGCGGAGUUCCUGGCGGCGCGGGACGGCGUGCCGGCCAGCGCUGACGACAUCCACCUCGGCUCCGGCGCCUCUGACGUCAUCAAGGCAGUGCUCACCAUGUUCGCCGAGCAAGUUGACGGGAAACCAUCCGCGGUGAUGAUCCCAGUGCCGCAGUACCCGCUGUUCUCGGGCACGCUGUCGGAGCUGGGGCUGGUGCGAGCGGACUACCAGCUGGACGAGGAGCGGGCGUGGGCGCUGCAGCCCAGCGAGCUGGAGCGGGCGCACGCGGCCGCCAGCCAGCACGCGCGGGUGCGGGCCAUCGUCGUCAUCAACCCCGGGAACCCCACCGGACAGGUGUUAACUCGCGAAAACAUCGAGGAGGUGAUCAAGUUCGCCUACCAGCACGACCUGUUCAUCAUGGCGGACGAGGUGUACCAGGAGAACAUCGUCAGCAAACCAUUCCACUCCUUUAAGAAGGUGAUGCACGAGAUGGGUGGUCCGUACGCGGGCAUGGAGCUGGCCAGCUUCGUGACGUGCUCGAAGGGCUGGGCGGCGGAGUGCGGGCUGCGCGCCGGCUUCGUGGAGCUGCUGCGCCUGGCGCCGCGCGUGCUGGCCGCCUUCCGCGCCGCGCGCGCCGUCAUGCAGUGCCCCUCCGUGCUGGGACAGUGCGUGCUCGACUGCGUGAUGAAGCGUCCGGCGCCGGGCGAGCCCUCGUACGCGCAGUUCGCGGCGGAGCUGGCGGCGGUCCGGCGCGUGCUGGCCGAGCGGACCGCUACUGCCUACCACACCUUCAACUCAAUCCCCGGAUACUUCUGCAACCCCAUAGAUGGUUCGAUGUUCGCGUACCCUCGCGUGGAUAUCCCGGAGCGCGCGCAGGAGGCGGCGCGGGACCUCGGCCUCAGUCCGGAUGAGUUCUACUGCCUCCGGCUGCUCGAGGAAACUGGCGUGUGCGUGAUCCCGGGCACGGGCUUCGGGCAGCGCGCCGGCACCUUCCACUUCCGCACCACCAUCCUGCAUCCUCGAGACGAGUUCCAGCACAUGAUGGACUGCUUCCGAAGGUUCCACCUGGACUUCCUGGAGAAAUACUCGUAGAGAACACACCGAGAUUACAUCUGCUCAUAGAUUUAUUAAUGUAUAUGUGAAAAAUAAAAGUAUUUGUAUUUGGUAGGAUAUUAAGUAUACUAAAAGGUAUUAUUUCGUGAAAAGCUGACAUCAUUUAACUUAAGUAUUGUACCUAACUUGUUUCAGAGAUCUGUAAAACUUAAUUUACUAAUGCGCCUAGUUUAUUUAUCAUGACAUUAUCAUGUCUUUAAUUAGUAGUAACAAUCAUUAAUAAAGAAUAGUUACCUGAUAGUACAAACGCGGGAUUCCUCUCAAUUGCGUAAUUACUUGUCUGUGACGUCACCCUGAGUGUCAACUGUUUGUUCACUUGAUUACGCUAAUAACCUCGUAAUGCCAAUUAAUACGAGUUCAAUUAGUAUAAAGCUGAUCUGUUGCAGAACUAAGAUAUUUUAUGUAAAUAUGUAUUUUAAUUGGUAUAAUAAAUACAAUGUUAUUGUG
This is a messenger RNA of Trichoplusia ni (cabbage looper), 2109 nucleotides long. RefSeq names its product alanine aminotransferase 1-like. NCBI's taxonomy places the organism in Eukaryota, Metazoa, Arthropoda, Insecta, Lepidoptera, Noctuidae. The record is from RefSeq and is a predicted model, not a curated record. Gene Ontology annotation, molecular function: L-alanine:2-oxoglutarate transaminase activity; pyridoxal phosphate binding. The transcript has 10 exons. Gene Ontology annotation, biological process: biosynthetic process. The coding region runs from base 208 to 1641 and encodes 477 amino acids.